Molecule: messenger RNA, 777 nt
Organism: Helobdella robusta
Lineage: Eukaryota; Metazoa; Annelida; Clitellata; Rhynchobdellida; Glossiphoniidae
Exons: 8
Coding region: 1-777 (258 amino acids)
Molecular function (GO): sequence-specific DNA binding
Source: RefSeq, a predicted model, not a curated record
AUGAACCAUGGCAUGAAUAGAGAUAGAGACAGUAGUAGAGCCCCAAGCAGAAAAGAUUUUUCUAAACCGCAACCACCCGCAUCUGAAAAUUUAACGUCCGCAACCGCCCACUCAUUAUCCGCAUUCGUGCCACAUCCGCGAAAACUGAAAAGACAGCCUAAAUCGGCAGUCUUAGUCUCCGGUUUGAAACUAGAAGUUAGAGGAGCUAGGAAGGCAAUGACUCACUGUUGCUGUAUAGAUAAUUGCAUAAAUCGACAGGGAAGGAUUACUAAAGUUUCAUAUCACAGAUUUCCACAUGAUAAAAAAAAGUAUCAAAAAUGGAUAAAAGCAAUUAGAUUAGAGUUAAACAAUCCAUGCUGGCUUCCACAGAGUAGGGAUGUAAGGAUUUGUGGUGAACAUUUCUGUGACAGAGAGUUCGUGUUGGCAAACAUUGAUAAAAAACAAUUAAAGGAGCAUGCCUACCCUUGUUUUAAAGUUCUAAUCAGACCAUCGAGUAUUCUUUCCUCAUUAUUAAAUAGACCGGACCAGAGUACAUAUCAUUCUCCCAUGCCAAAAAUCAUCUCUAGAAAUGUACAAGUUAGAAUAGAACCAGAAAUACCGCUAGUUGCCCAUUUUGAAAUAUUUCAAAAUCUUAAGGUCAUUGAACCAGUGCCAGAAUGCCUUUAUUUAGGUCUUGGGAAGAGAGUAAAGUACAAGAGAAUUCGAGCAGAGCUCUAUGCCACAAAUAUGCUAAACCUCUACCUAGCUAAAAAAUUUUGUACCUCUAUGGGUAUGUGA